Solanum stenotomum is the source of this 4086-nucleotide messenger RNA. RefSeq lists its product as uncharacterized. The coding region runs from base 1 to 4086 and encodes 1361 amino acids. The record is from RefSeq and is a predicted model, not a curated record. The transcript has a single exon. Lineage: Eukaryota; Viridiplantae; Streptophyta; Magnoliopsida; Solanales; Solanaceae. Gene Ontology annotation, molecular function: nucleic acid binding; RNA-DNA hybrid ribonuclease activity.
AUGCAUCAAAUUUCUAUUAUAGCCAUUCUGGAACCUUUCUCAGACUGUGCACAGGUCCAGAAUUUUAAAUACGAACUUGCUAUGGACCAUGCUAUGAGUAAUUGCAAUGGCAAGAUAUGGUUGUUUUGGACUUUGGAGGUUGACUGUAAAGUAUUAGAGGAAGAUGAGCAACAGAUCACUUGUGAAAUUGCCCAUAAUAAGUUACAAACUCCUUUCAUCACAACCUUUGUUUAUGCCAAAUGCAAAGACCACCUUAGAAGACCUCUAUGGGACAGAAUGCUAGUUCAUGCUAAUACCACAACCAACUCCCCGUGGUGUGCAGUGGGUGACUAUAAUGUUAUUACUUCCAUUGAUGAGAAACUGGGAGGGGUGCCUUACAAUAUGAGAAAAAGUCUGGAAUUCAUUGCUGUGAUCGAAGCUUGUGGUCUUAUGGACCUUGGUUUCAGUGGACAGAAAUUUACAUGGUCUAAUAACAGGGGUAUACACAGCAGGGUUUGGAAGAGAUUGGACAGGGCUAUGAUAAAUGACCCUUGGCUGGAACAUAUGCCUCAAACUACUGUCAUUCAUCUCCCAUCAGUAGGCUCUGACCACUGCCCCUUGCUGAUGGAAAUGAAUAACAGAAGUGAGGACCAUAUUAAAUACUUCAAGUUCUUAAAUUGCUGGGCGGACCAACCUAAUUUCCUAGACAUUGUUCAAGCUUGUUGGGAUAGGGAGCAAGAAGGGAACAGCAUGUGGAAGUUUCAUCAGAAACUCAAAAGACUGGCACGUACUCUUAGUAGUUGGUCUAAGGGAGAAUUUGGUGAUAUUUUUAUCAAAGUCAAGGAAUAUGAGAACAAAGUUAAAAUGGUUGAAGAGUCCUUUAUACAGAACAAUUCUGAGGAAAACAGAACUGCUCUACAUGAAAUCAAUGCUGAGUAUAUCAGAUUUUUGAAACUGGAGGAUUCUAUUCUAAAGCAAAAAACCCAGCUCCAGUGGUUUAAAGAGGGAGAUAGCAACUCAAAAUACUUUCAUUCCUUAUUAAGAGGGAGAAGGAGGAGACUAUUUAUACACAGAGUUGCAGGCGAUGAUGGGGAAUGGAUACAAGGAGAUGAGAAUAUUGCAGAUGCAGCAUGCAGUCACUUCCAACAGAUAUUUACAGGAGAGGAUAAGUUCAUUUAUGAAGGGCCCCUUGACUGUAUUCCCAGAAUGAUUAACCACGAACAUAAUGCCAGCCUUACUGCCUUGCCUACUAUCGAGGAGUUAAAAGAAGUGGUGUUUUCUAUGAACCCCAAUUCCGCAGCAGGUCCAGAUGGCAUGAAUGGGUGCUUUUUUCAGAAAUGCUGGCAGAUUAUCAAGAAUGACCUGUUAGCUGUCAUUUUGGCAUUCUUCAGUGGACAAAUGAUCCCGAAGUAUUUUUCCCAUUCCUGCAUUGUUUUGUUGCCCAAAGUUAACAAUCCAAAUAAACUUUCUGAAUUCAGGCCCAUUAGUCUAAGCAACUUCACCAACAAAAUCAUUUCUAAGCUUCUAAGUUUGAGAAUGGGACCUAUUCUACCCAACCUGAUUUCUCUUAACCAAUCAGGUUUCGUCAAGGGUAGAAGCAUUUCAGAAAAUAUCAUGCUGGCUCAGGAGAUUAUCCAUCAGAUUAAAAAACCUAACAUUGGUAGCAAUGUGGUCAUUAAAUUGGAUAUGGCUAAGGCUUAUGAUAGGGUGUCCUGGGCGUACAUUUGCUUGGUUCUUAGGAGAAUGGGCUUUGAUGAGAUAUUCAUUGACAUGGUAUGGAGGAUCAUGGCGAAUAACUGGUACUCCAUCAUCGUUAACGGGAAAAGACAUGGUUUCUUCCAAUCGACCAGAGGACUGAAGCAAGGUGACCCUCUCUCACCUGCCCUAUUUAUUUUAGGGGCUGAAGUUCUGUCAAGAUCUCUGAACAGACUCCAUAACAGGCUAGAUUACCAUGGUUUCUUCAUGGAGAAGAGAGGACCCCAAGUGAAUCAUCUUAGCUUUGCGGAUGAUAUUAUUAUUUUCACUUCUGGGAGGAAAAAGUCCUUGGAACUUAUUAUGCAAACAUUACACACAUAUGAGGCAACAUCGGGGCAAUUAGUGAACAAAGAUAAAAGUCAUUUUUUGAUCCAUUCUAAUGCCUUCAAUAGCACUAGGGAAAGGAUCAAAAGACUUACAGGCUUUAAGCAGAAGGAGGGUCUCAUUAUCUACCUUGGCUGCCCUCUAUACAUGGGCAGACCAAGAAUCAUAUAUUUCUCAGAUCUCAUCAGCAAAGUGCUGAAAAGAAUUACAGGUUGGAAAGCUAAAAUCUUGAGCUAUAGAGGCAGGGCGACUUUAGUAAAACAUGUCUUGCAAUCAAUCCCUAUCCACACCAUCUCGGCUAUCUCUCCUCCCUCUACUGUUAUCAAGCAAAUUCAGGGCCUUCUGGCUGAUUUCUUUUGGGGGUGGAAAAAUGAGAGGAAAAAAUACCAUUGGGCAUCUUGGAGAAAUUUGAGCUUUCCUUAUGAGGAGGGAGGUAUUGGAAUGAGAAAUAUGAAAGAUGUAUGCACAACAUUCCAAUACAAACAAUGGUGGAUAUUUAGAUCAAAACAUACUCUUUGGGGGGAGUUCCUAAAAGCUAAGUAUUGUCAAAGGUCUAAUCCUAUCAGCAAAAAAUGGGACACGGGUGAGUCUCUAAUUUGGAAACAUCUAAUGCACAACAAAGGGAAGAUGGAGGAACAUAUCCACUGGCAAAUCAAUUCAGGCACCUGUUCCUUCUGGUGGGAUAAUUGGUUAGGAAUUGGUCCCCUAGCCAAUUUUUCUGAUAAGAGCAACAGGUUCAACAACGCUACAGUAGCAGACUUCCUGAUUGAUGGUCAAUGGAACUUAGAAAUGGUGCUACAAGUCCCUCAGAAUAUGGUUACCAGCAUCCUCGAUAUUCAGAUUCAACAUCAGCAAGGGGUCCCGGAUCAACCAAUGUGGAAAUUAAAUCCUAAUGGUAAAUUCACUUGCUCCUCGGCUUGGAAUGAAAUCAGGGAAAAGAGAAACAAACUACAAUUUUAUGCCUUUAUUUGGCAGAAAAACAUUCCUUUUAAAUGCUCUUUUUUGUUAUGGAGGGCUCUGAAAGGUAAACUUCCCACAAAUGAAAAAAUAACCAGAUUUGGGGGAGAGCCUGCUGGCUGUUACUGCUGCAGUAGACCUGGAUGGGAUACUAUUAAUCACACCUUCAGCACUGGUCAAUUUGCAACACUAGUGUGGAGGUUUUUUGCUGUACAUGCUGGGGUCAAUACUGGACAAAACUCCCUUACACAGCUAAUUAUGAAUUGGUGGUCGACCAAAUACAACAAUGAAGCCCAUAAAACCAUUCUCCAAGCUACUCCAAUAUUCAUUUGCUGGAACUUAUGGAAAAACAGGUGUGCAAAGAAAUAUGGUGGGAAACAGUCUAAUGUUUCCAGAGUGAAAUAUGCAAUAUACAAGGAUAAUUGCAAGCUCAUAACGAAUACCUACCCCUACAUCAAAUGGCCCUCCAAUUGGAAAGAUAUGAUCAGGCUGGCAGAGGGAUGUUACCAUGACACAAAAGUAACCAGGGUAGCAUGGAAAAGACCAAGUGAACAAUGGGUAAAGCUGAAUACAGAUGGUAGUGCUUUAUGUAACCCUGGAAGAAUAGGUGCAGGAGGUAUAAUCAGAGAUCUCAAUGGAGAAAUCCUUCUCGCUUUUGCCACACCUCUAGGGGAAGGAACCAAUAACCAAGCAGAAAUAGGUGCAGCCAUAUUUGGACUGACCUGGGCAGUACAGUUAGGACACAGGAAUGUCGUGUUAGAAGUGGAUUCGCAGCUAUUGAUGCAUUGGAUAACACUUAAAGCUAAGCCUCCCUGGAGUGUCAACACACAGAUACAGCAGCUCCAACAUCUCAUCAGACAGACCCACAGCUUUACAUGCAAACAUAUAUUCAGAGAAGCUAAUAUUGUUGCCGACUCCUUGGCGAAACAAAGUCACAAGGUCACAACCCCACAAAUAUACUACAACAGCCAACAACUACCAAAGGAAGCAAGAGCAUACUACCAACUGGACAUGAUUGGAAUGGCAAGUUUCAGGAGAAGAAAAACCAAGAAGAUCCACGAACCGCCAUGA